Molecule: messenger RNA, 768 nt
Organism: Triticum aestivum (bread wheat)
Lineage: Eukaryota; Viridiplantae; Streptophyta; Magnoliopsida; Poales; Poaceae
Product: thionin-like
Exons: 3
Coding region: 71-499 (142 amino acids)
Biological process (GO): defense response
Source: RefSeq, a predicted model, not a curated record
UUCAUCAUCAUCUCACCAGUGUCAUUUCCACCCCUUGAAGUCACUUUGCGUGAGAUAACCAGCUGAGAACAUGGUGAUGAGAGGCGGCAAGAGCAGCGUCAAGACCAUGGCAGUGAUGCUUGCAGUUGUGGGUCUUGUGGCCCUGCAGCAAACACAGCGAGUGCAAGCUAGCGUGUGUUGCUGUUUAGACCUGGCGGUCCCUGUGUACUAUACAUGCCGCGGCUCUUCUGGUACCAUGUCACAGUGUUGCCCUACGUGUGGUGGCUAUGUAUCAGUCGGUGGAUGCAGGCCCCCAUAUGUCCCCAUAUCUGGCUACCGCACAACAGCCGUCAACUACUGCAAGCUGGGGUGCACGGCUUCCGUGUGCAACAAAUUAAUUCCAUCUGCAGUUGUUGGCAGUGGCAACGAAGGAAAAGAUGCCAUGGAACGUUGUACCAGUGGAUGUCAUGAUCUGUGCACCAAGAGCAGCACUGACAUUGCAAAAGUCCACAAUGCUUAACUAGUUAAGCCAUGGAACUAGAUGUCAAAAGCCGGCCAAGGCGUGUUUAUGUUAUCUUCAAUAAUUGGGUGUCACAUCCAAUAUCAGUAGGAUGUCAAAUGUUACUUGUGAUACAAAUUUACUAUUUCCAAUAAGGUUAAUGAGAUGUGCAAUGCAUCUUCCUAGGAGGAUUAUGCUGCUCAUCAUCUCAUCUGAAUGUUUAUGUUGUAUCCUUGGCUUAUGACAUGAUGACUUCAUGCUCUUAAUGAAAUGUAGUUUUUUGUGAAUUA